AUGGCACGCCUUGAACCAUUUUAUUUACGAAACGUUGUCUUAUAUCUCCCAAAACUUUCAGACCUUGCCACUUUUGUUUGUAUUAACAAAAAGUCUUGUGAUGUAUCAGAGAGUUUGUAUAUCAAUCCAUUUAAUCUUCCUCAAAGCACUCCAAUCCAAAAAAUUGUCAUAUUAUUUCCAAAAUUGGAGACUUUGUACCUUCCUUAUGAAGUUGACUAUGAUUUGUCUUUCUUAGAGAAUUUGGGUACUUUUAUCAUUGAGUUACGACGAAAUUACAAGACGCCAAAGUCUCAAGGCCCUUCAAAAAGUGUGACCUCACUCUUGUCGACAGAAUGGUUUCCAAAACGUGUGAGGAAACUUCGCAUCUUUGAAGAAGAAGUCCACACUUUUGCAGAUAAUAUCAGCAAGUAUGUGCAACUUAAAACCGUCACAUUUGGGUUCAAAGGAAAUGAUUGUAUGGAAGACUUCAUGAAAAUCAUCACCCACAGAACUCUGAGAACUGUGACGUUUUCUGCUGCUGCGUUUAAUGCCAAUUUAAUUUCCGCUAUCGAUUUUUCAGAUCUGUCCGACACGCAAUUUAAUAUUCAGUUCUUCGCUGCAGUCAACUCGGAGUUGUCCAUUGAAGAUGUCCAAAAGCUUUCAAAACUCCCUCCAAACGUCUGUGUAUACAUCUCUUAUCUUUCUGACAUCAUUUUGGAUCCAUUGUACAAAACAAAGAACAUCACUUAUCUCCCAUUUCUAAGCGAAAAAGAAUUGUAUCGCACAGUUACUAAAGUCCUCAACAAGAAUUUCAACGACAAAAAUCUCUUCUCUUUCAUACAAAAAGCUCUUCCAAAGGAACUCCAAGUCGUUAAAGACUUCACUCAACAAGACCACAAAACGUCCGUUAUAAAAGUUGACUUCACAAAUUUGAAGGAGGAGUUUUGCAUGGAAAUAGUUGUUUUGUAUAAAGUGCGUUUUGUGGAGCUUACAAUGCCGAAAACAGUUAAAAUUUUAAAGAUGAAAAGUGUUGAGGGCGCCGUGAAAGCACUUGCGUGCAAACUUGAAGAUGUCAAAAUUAUAAAACACGGAAGAGAUAAAGUUGAAAUUGAAUGUGAAAAUAUAAAGAAAUAUAAAUGUGACAGAAGUCGUGUUGAUGUGGUGUAUAAAGGUAAAAAAUAUUUAAAUAAGUUUUUUAUGACAGUUGGAGAAGGUUUGUCUUAUGACAUUUCAGUCACGCAAACAUCAAAACUUGUGUUUUUGAGAAAAGGAGAAAAAGUAGGGCAACUUGUAUUUUGUGGCAAAGUUUGUUUGAAUGACACAACUUUUGUUGUUAAUGACGUGAAAGAAAGUUUUGAUCUUUCUCGUAUUCAUAACAGCGAAAUUAAUACUUUUAAAAUAAACGAAAUGAGAUCAUCGCCAUUUAAACUGAAAUUUGGCGAAGUACAAAACGUCAAAAUAAUGGGAAAUGAUGAAAAUGAAAGUUAUAUCAACGCGAUUCACUUUGAUAAAAUUGAAAGAAUGAAAUUAUCAUAUUGUUGUAUUGAACAAUUGAAAGGAAACGAACUGACAUAUUUGAAUUCAAACGAUGCGUUUAUAGCAAAUCAAACAAUCAAGAAUUAUGGGAUAAUAAAAUACUACUAA
Messenger RNA from Entamoeba invadens IP1, 1623 nucleotides. RefSeq lists its product as hypothetical. Bases 1 to 1623 code for a protein of 540 amino acids. Lineage: Eukaryota; Evosea; Mastigamoebida; Endamoebidae. The transcript has a single exon. The record is from RefSeq and is a predicted model, not a curated record.